Messenger RNA from Chenopodium quinoa (quinoa), 3023 nucleotides. Its product is annotated as folylpolyglutamate synthase-like. The coding region runs from base 692 to 2599 and encodes 635 amino acids. The record is from RefSeq and is a predicted model, not a curated record. Gene Ontology annotation, molecular function: tetrahydrofolylpolyglutamate synthase activity; ATP binding. Gene Ontology annotation, biological process: tetrahydrofolylpolyglutamate biosynthetic process. Gene Ontology annotation, cellular component: cytoplasm; cytosol; mitochondrion. The transcript has 17 exons. NCBI's taxonomy places the organism in Eukaryota, Viridiplantae, Streptophyta, Magnoliopsida, Caryophyllales, Amaranthaceae.
UGGAAAUUCAAUGUAAUAAUUUGGACCGUUCUUUUUAAAUAUACAUUAAUAUUACAACUUUUGAGGUAUCAAUUUUAAACGAGACAAACAAAUUUAUAACUUACUAACCUGGCUACUCGUAACACGUGUCAUCAGCACCACAAUUGCAACAAUCAGCAGCAGCCCGGAAUCUUCAGCGGCGUCACAUUGCAGCAACCUGCACCACCAUCGCCACCAAUUCGCACAUCACAGCCACCCUCACCGCUGCAGCAACCACGCCACCGCAGCCCAGCUCUGCUUCUCUACCUCACAACCUGCACACACCAAGCCGCAACCCACUCAAUCACCUCACACUACCACCAACUACCACCCGCCAUCUCCAAUUCACAAGCCCGCAAUUGCAGCGGCAACCACCAAUCACAAUCGCACCAAAAACCGCUCAGCCACUACAAUUCAAACCAAUUUCAGCCAAUUUCGGCUCAAUUUGAAGAACCCAUGGCAGCUAUUCGGCCCCUCAAUUAAGCCCCAAUUGAUUUGGUGCUGCUCGGUGUGGUGAUUACCGGUGUCUGGGAAAGGAAAGGGGAGGGUUUCUUGGCACCGAACUAGCCGUUUUUAUCACUCUUACGUUUUGCGUCUUCUGUGGUGAUUGGUGAACUACUGAGCUUGAAGAAUAAAUUCUUGUAUCUUCUCCUCUCAACUGGAUUUAUAACUUAUGUUGCACAUUCAAUCAAAUAAUUUCCUAAGGCAUCAAUGGUUUUGCAUUUCAUGCUUCUGCCGGAGGCGAUGGCGGUUAAAUGGUGUUACGGCCCGUGGGGUUUCAUGUUUACCUCCUUGCUUGAACAAACAUGAUCCUCUUGCUUCAAGUCUCAUAUCUAGGACGAUAUCAACGGAUCCGGAUGUUGUAGAAAACAUAACAAUGAAUGAAGUAAUUGAGGAGAAUUUUUCCCAUUCACGUUCUUAUGAGGCUGCCAUGGAAGCACUUUCUUCCCUCAUUACAGGUCGGAAACGUGGGGAAAGGCCUACUAUCAGGGGAAAAUACAGUAAGCUGGAACGGAUGACUAUGUAUUUGCAGAUAUUAGGAUUGGAGGAUAAUAUAGCUGAACUUAACAUCAUCCAUGUUGCUGGAACAAAGGGGAAGGGGUCGACAUGUGCUUUCUCUGAAGCAAUUUUACGCGAAUGUGGUUUCCGGACUGGCCUUUUUACAUCACCUCAUUUAAUUGACGUGAGAGAGAGGUUUCGACUUGAUGGGGUUGACAUUGCUGAAGAGAAGUUUCUGCAAUACUUUUGGGACUGUUGGGAUCAAUUAAGGAUUAAUGUAACCGAUGAUUUGCCUAUGCCUCCCCUAUUUCAGUUUCUCACUUUUCUGGCAUUCAAGAUAUUCAUUGGUGAAAAAGUUGAUGUUGGAAUUAUUGAAGUUGGUUUUGGAGGGGAAAAGGAUUCCACAAAUGUGAUUAAAGAACCUGUUGUUUGUGGAAUCUCUUCAUUGGGGAUGGACCACAUGGAAACCUUAGGUGAUACUUUGGGAAAGAUUGCGUUCCACAAGGCUGGUAUCUUAAAGCCCAGUGUUCCAGCAUUUACGGUACCCCAGCUUCCUGAAGCGAUGGAUGUUAUCACCGAAAGAGCUCACCAAUUGAGGAUUCCCUUGGAAGUUGUGCAACCUUUUAGCUGUGGACAGUUAAAUGGAUUACAACUCAGUUUGGCUGGUGAUCAUCAAUAUAUCAAUGCAAGCCUUGCUGUUUCCCUCUGUAAAUCUUGGCUUCAACAAACAGGGAACUUAAAAAAGGUGUUUACCAAUGAUGGUUGUGAAGCUGAUCUGCCAGAUGCUUUCUUGAGAGGUCUUUCAUCAGCACGUCUUCCUGGGAGGGCUCAGAUAGUCUAUGAUGACAUAUCUAGGUCCUCUAAUACACCUACAGGAGACCUAGUGUAUUAUUUGGAUGGGGCACACAGUCCUGAAAGCAUGGAUGCCUGUGCUAAAUGGUUCUCAAAGGUUGUGAUUGGCGAUCAUAAGUCAACAUCAUUAUCCUCCUUAAAGUCAUCUUCCGAGGAUCAUUUUGGAGAGGCAUUUAGCAAAUAUGGUUUCACCAAUUGUGAAAAGGGAAAUAGUGACAAAAAUUCCAAGCAGAUUCUUUUGUUCAAUUGUAUGGAGGUGAGAAAUCCACAAAUCCUGCUCCCAAACCUUGUUAGGACCUGUGCUUCCUCAGGUGUUCAUUUCUCUGGAGCCUUAUUUGUUCCUACCAUAUCCACAUACAACAAAGUUGUUUCUGGUUCUUCAAUCACUUCUUCAAACACACCUAGAAACUUGUCUUGGCAAUUGAAUCUGCAGAGAAUAUGGGAGAAGACAAUUAAUGGGAAAGAUUUUGAUCCAGAUAGAAAUAAUUUCACAGAGUGCUUAAAAAAUGAGAGUAGUGAUGCCUUGUCACCACCUGUAUUUCUUCAUGGUGAUUAUCAUCAAGUCUUUCCUGGUGAUUCUCCUCGUGCCAGUGCAGUUGUUCCUUCAUUGUCAUCAGCAAUUAAAUUGUUGAGGGAUUGUGCAAGGGAAAACCCUUCUGUCAGAUUGCAGGUCCUUGUGACGGGAUCAUUGCAUCUAGUAGGAGAUGUUUUGAGGCUGCUAAAGAGAUAACUUUUACGAGCUCUGGUUUUAGCUUUUCAUAAUUACUCCGCGGAUCUGCCACCCAGAAGUCAUAAUACCUCAGUUAUUCAAGGUUCUACCAAAAAUAGCUCGUGUCAAGUUAACUUAAAAUCACAGUGCCAUAACUAGGUACUAUGUUUUUCCUUACUUCAUUCAUCCUCCUUAUGUAUAAGGAUCUUGGGUGUGCAUAUUUUCGUGACAUUCUUUUGCUCAUACAUAUAUACAAGCUUUGGAACUGUCAUAUUCUAACUUGCUUUGUAAAAUUAUCAGCUUAUUCCAGAUUAAGACAUCAUUAAUUUCAGGAAUUGACUAUCAUUUCAUCUAAAUAAGAUUAAAGCAAUGGAUUUGUGUAUGCUUGUUAACUUGUUAAGUGGUUCUGCCACUAUAAUUUAAAAUUGUGCAUCACUUCUUUUUA